Messenger RNA from Coniophora puteana RWD-64-598 SS2, 516 nucleotides. RefSeq lists its product as uncharacterized. The record is from RefSeq and is a predicted model, not a curated record. NCBI's taxonomy places the organism in Eukaryota, Fungi, Basidiomycota, Agaricomycetes, Boletales, Coniophoraceae. The transcript is spliced from 4 exons. The coding region runs from base 1 to 516 and encodes 171 amino acids.
AUGUUCUCCAAGAUCGUCAUUGCCGCCCUUGCCCUCCCCUUCGUUGCCCAGCUCGUCGCUGCGGACAACACUUGCACUCGUAACUACACCGUCCAGGAAGGCGAUAUCUGUGACAGCGUCUCUGCUGCUAACAACGUCUCCACGUACCAGUUCGCCGUCGUCAACUACGGCAUCGUCGACGAUGAAUGCAACAACCUGACCCCUGGCCAGUCCUACUGCCUCGGCUGGCAGGGCGAGGACUGCACCAACACCUACGUCGUGCAGGCCAACGAUGAUUGCGACAUGAUCGCCGCCAUUUCCAACGUCAACUCCACCAUUCUGUCCUUGAACAACCCUCAGAUUGACGACAGUUGCUCCAACCUCUACGUUGGCGAGGUCCUCUGCACAUCCGGUUCCGUCCAGGCCCCUGCCGCUCCCUCUGGUUACCCCACCAGCUCCGGUUCCAUCCCCGCUAGCGCGACUCCCGCCAACCCCGAUGAUGACCUUCCCUGGUGCGACGAUGAGGACGAUGAGUAA